CAACGCCAUCUCCAGCGCGAUCGUGAAAGGGUGCGGUUCAUAGUCCCGAGAAGUCGUUCACGAUGGAGCCGUCGCCGCUCACCCAAGAUUCCAGACCAGAUGUCUUCCAGCCCAAGAUCAUUCGCCUCUAUGAGCAAUUGUUCAAGGCAGACGAUGAAGACAUGGAGCUGUCCGAGGGCUUCUGGCAGGAGUUUUUCUUACACAGACCGGACUCGGUUGGCCUGAAGCGCAUACUGGGCUCUAUAUCACCCGACGAAAUGCUACACCAGCAAGCGCAUUCGCAGCAGCUCCUCCGCCGUGCGAUAAUACGCGUCAAGCAAGCUAGAUCGCCGGCCGACGAGAUCGCUCUCGAGACCUUGACAGUCUUCUUAGAUGCGGCCCUCACUAAGAAAUAUACGAAUCCAAGUUCCGACAUCAUUUCAGUCCUCGCUGGCCUACACGAUGCGGAUGCGGUCAUGACCGACUUUAUAGCUACGCUAGAUACCGUCAUACGUAAUGGUCAAACGAUACCAUUGCGUCUCGGGGCUGUUCGAGCCACGCUCUCCAUAACUGCUGCUGGGUUUCAGACAGCCCUCCCUUCGUACUUUACGCACCGCGAUCUAUUUCCUUCGCUCAUGAAGUAUGUUCAAGACUGCGAAACCAGCGCUGAGGUGCUUCCAGCCUUCUACGUCCUCGGUCUGCUCGCCAACUACAACAAAUUCGAAUUCCAGAAUCCAUAUAGGCUACGAUUGGACGAUUUCGUGAACGACGCCAUCAUACAGAAGAUGAUAACAUGCUUCGGAGGAACCUGUCUAAAGCUACGGGACGAAUACAUAGCUGUUCAGGAUGACAUGCCUGAAGGAUGGACACUGGGCUCGACGCUGAGCUACAUAGGUCUAGGAGCACUUGCCCCAAGCUCUCGGCCCUCAACACCUGUGCCACCACCUGAAGAGGCAAAAUCACUAUUUGCUGCAUUACCAGGACCAGAGAUCGGUGUACUUCUCUCGACAUACGACUUCGCGAACGCGAACAAAGUCUUCUGCUUCAACUUGGUUAAACUACAAUCAGAGACGAGCGGUGAUCCUUCACCCUUCAGCGCAUACCUCUCAUUUGCUUCGUACCUAUUUCAGCAUGCUCACCGGUCCGCGAGGGCAGCGUUGUAUACAUAUCUGAGCCUCUUCAUACUACAGAUCCUUGUGGAAGAUCAACUGCUCCUGAAGCAAUUAUGUAGCGACGAGACGAAGCUUUCAGUGCGCUUGUGUCGCCAGAGACAGCCAUAUCUACCAAUAGUGAAGAGUGAGCGGGUCCCUGCUGCGGUUAUAUUGGACUUGAUGGUCGACGGUAUCAAUCACAACCUACGAAGACGACUAGAUGUAGACUUCUAUGUUCUUUGCCUUGGCGUCCUGCUACGAAUAUUGUCACAUCUUAGCCGUGCUAAAGCUCGCAUCUCGUACCAUUGGUCAGAGCUGUGGAGAACUCUAUUGGCUUUUGUCCGUUUCUUGACCACCUACGAGAACGAUAUCAAAUCCAACUAUAGGUCGACCGAAUUGAUCAACACACUUGUCAAUCUUCUAGCUUUCGCUCUAUCCAGCGGAGAGAAUUUCCUCCCUGACCCAGCAUCCUACGAUGACCUGUUUUACAAACUCGUCGAGAGCGGCGACACGCUCAUCAAAUUCAGAGACGCGUUUAGUCUGUCCAGUGAAUCUGGCUCAAUGCAGACCCUCAUCAACGUUUCUUCGCACUAUCACUCCCUCCUCGAGGGUAAUGAGAAAGGGAAGGUGCGGAGCAAGAACCUCAGUCCCCGCGAGGUUAGCAAUGUCAUCAAGCAGGGUUACGAGACUCUUUCUAUUGACGCGAGUGAGGGCUUGGAUCGGUGGGAGAAGUUUCGCGAGGCAGACUUCAAGACGAUAUUGAAGAAAAUUGCGCGGGCCGCUAUGGAUGACGCAAAGACACUGAACGAAGAAAAUUGAACGUUUAAGGAGGUUACAAUCAAUUAGCAGUCCAUGAUGCCUGUUUAGCCUUCAAACUAGUUGUUUAGUCACAUACUAUAACGCUGAUUACCUGUCAUUGUGAUAAUGCUAACAUGGCUCAUGUUCUCAUCUCCCCCAUGAGUUUGUUAGGUACACUACAUUUGGACUGUUCUUUUAGGAGUGCUUAAAAAAACUACGUCUGGCAAAAAUG
This is a messenger RNA of Cucurbitaria berberidis CBS 394.84, 2160 nucleotides long. RefSeq names its product DUF1741-domain-containing protein. Gene Ontology annotation, cellular component: cytosol. The transcript is spliced from 7 exons. The record is from RefSeq and is a predicted model, not a curated record. Lineage: Eukaryota; Fungi; Ascomycota; Dothideomycetes; Pleosporales; Cucurbitariaceae. Gene Ontology annotation, biological process: regulation of Golgi organization. Bases 63 to 1949 code for a protein of 628 amino acids.